AUGGAAAGACAACUGGGUCGAACACGAAGCUACCGGGCUAUUGCUCCACGACACGAUCUACAGGGCGCUCAGGUGCCGGUAUCGUCCGCCCCAGAGGAGAGUAAGACUAAGCGUGCGUCGAUGGCAUGUCUCGAAUGCAAGAAACGACGGAUAAGGUGUAGCGCCACAACUCCUUGCGCCGAAUGCCUCUCUCACAGCCGGGAUUGUGUUUACGAUCAGACCGCCGACAAGCGCCGCAAGGAACAUGCGAUGACAACCAAGAACCAACUACAGGUCACCCAAGAAAACCUUGACUAUUACCACAAGUUAUUGGAAGAUCUUCUGGAAUCCGUACGUCGUAGUGAUAUUGAUCAGCUCCGGCAGCUGGUUGAAGCAGUUCGCCAGACGCCGAGAACUCCUCGGCACGAAACGCAACCCAACCAUGCUACGAUCUUGAAGGUCAUCUACACAAUACUCGGAGAGUAUGAAGAUGCAGAAGGGAGUGACACCAUGUCAGACAUCGGCCAAGGUACGCAUUGCUAG
This is a messenger RNA of Talaromyces rugulosus, 522 nucleotides long. RefSeq lists its product as uncharacterized. Gene Ontology annotation, biological process: regulation of DNA-templated transcription. The record is from RefSeq and is a predicted model, not a curated record. Bases 1 to 522 code for a protein of 173 amino acids. Gene Ontology annotation, molecular function: zinc ion binding; DNA-binding transcription factor activity, RNA polymerase II-specific. NCBI's taxonomy places the organism in Eukaryota, Fungi, Ascomycota, Eurotiomycetes, Eurotiales, Trichocomaceae. The transcript is spliced from 2 exons.